Coregonus clupeaformis (lake whitefish) is the source of this 3025-nucleotide messenger RNA. Its product is annotated as N-alpha-acetyltransferase 30. Gene Ontology annotation, biological process: N-terminal peptidyl-methionine acetylation. Gene Ontology annotation, molecular function: protein-N-terminal amino-acid acetyltransferase activity. The record is from RefSeq and is a predicted model, not a curated record. The coding region runs from base 249 to 1445 and encodes 398 amino acids. The transcript is spliced from 4 exons. Gene Ontology annotation, cellular component: NatC complex. Lineage: Eukaryota; Metazoa; Chordata; Actinopteri; Salmoniformes; Salmonidae.
UGGUAAGUAGUGACAACCCUCUUUCAGCUGCAAUGGCGUUUGCUGCGACAGCACUUUCCGGCAGCAGGGAAACCGAGGAGAAAGCAACGACAGGCGUUAGAAGUAAAGACGAAAUUGUUUCGGCAACCCUCGGAUUUAUACAAUUAUCGACUAAGUGAAGUGAGCUUCGUUUAUAAACCCUUUCACCUUGUGGAUGAAACUAUAUUUUGAGUUUUUUCAAACGUGCAUCGCCCCCUUGAUGAGGUGGGAUGGCUGCAGUGCCGACUGGGCCUAGUAGCGCAUUGCCAGCAUCCCCGGCUGAAAUUACUCCCUUCCCCGGGGAUGGGAGCGUCGAAACCGGGGAAGGGGAGCAGCCAGGCUGCGGUCGGGAGGGCUCUGUAACACGACAGGAGCAGCGGGUCAGCGAGGACAAACGGCCAAGUAAGAAAAAACAGAAAAACAUGCUAUCGCAUGCUAACCCGGCUGCGUUACACCUCAAAACGCAGGCCCUGCAGGAACAGCAGCUGAACGGGUUGGUCAGUCCCUCUGAAGACGGUGAGAGUUACAACCACACAACCAAAAACCGACCCAACAAUCCGAGACCGUCCAUGAAGCUCUGUGACAGCAGCAGUUUUGGAGACGACCCGAGUGGCAAAAACAAUAGCGACCAUUGCUGCCAACAUGAGGACCACAGUCCGUGUUCGAAAGGCAGCCGCCACCCUCACUUGAACAACAAUGGCAUGAACGGUAUGUUGACUAUCACAAGAACUGAGGCUAUCCAAAGCCACCCUGUAACCGGAGACAGCCCCGGUGGUAACGUUAGGAAAGGGGAAUGCGACCCCACAGAAGCCCCUCGACCACCGAGCCAGCAGCCACCAGACUGCGAAGGCCUCGGCGAGCACCGGGCUGGAGUAGAGAGUGAACCCAACGCCAUACACCAGCCGCCGGUGUCAGAAUUAGCGAGGCUGGAUCUGAACUGUUCGCCUGACCGAGGAGAGGAAGAGAGCCAGGGGAUUCAUUAUGUCCGCUACGAGUCCGAGUUACAGAUGCCAGGAAUCAUGAGGUUGAUCACCAAGGACUUGUCUGAGCCCUAUUCCAUUUAUACCUAUAGGUACUUCAUCCACAACUGGCCGCAACUCUGUUUUCUGGCCAUGGUGGAGCAGGACUGUGUGGGGGCCAUCGUGUGUAAGCUGGACAUGCACAAGAAGAUGUUUCGUCGUGGCUACAUCGCCAUGCUGGCUGUGGACUCCAAACACCGGAGGAAAAGCAUCGGUACUAACCUGGUGAAGAAAGCCAUCUAUGCCAUGGUGGAGGGGGACUGUGAUGAGGUGGUUCUGGAGACUGAGAUCACUAACAAGUCAGCUCUAAAGUUGUAUGAGAAUCUUGGUUUCGUCCGAGACAAGCGGCUCUUCAGAUAUUACCUGAACGGUGUGGACGCACUGAGGCUCAAACUGUGGCUCCGCUAGAGAGGGACGAGAGAGAAGAGGGAGAGGGAGGAUGACAGGUGCUGCCCUCUUACUGAACCAGCUCCAGUCUCACUCUCAACCCUGCCCUGGUCCCUUGUCUCACACAUAUACUCACACACACAAAGUCAUGCACACACACACACAUAGUCAUACACCCAUAUAUACACACACUCAUACAGUUAUACACACACAUAUUGUCAUACACCCACAUGCUCAUAGAUUCACCUACACAGUACAUCCCUCCCUUUUUUGAUCCUUGACAUCUCGGAAAACAGCUCAAGGCUGAACUGGACAUACAGACAGAAAUCCCACAAUGUUUUUAUGAAGAGGCCCCUGCCCUGUUAGCUGUAGGACCCUGUGAGAGAGGGAAGAAAGAGGGGUGUGUGACGUGGUCUGGUGACCUUUAACCUCAGAACAUUGACCCCCAACGGAGCAGUAUCUAAGGCAUGAUGUCAGGUCAGUCGGGGGUGAACCCACAAACCCCCGAAGGGCAAUGCAUCAUGUAAAGUCACUCACCGGAACGCAGGAAAACAGAAGACAAGAACAAUCACACAGGGUGAAAAUAAGGAAGUGAGGGGGGGGCGACAGACUUGAAGGAAAUAUUUGUGGAGUUUAUUUUUGUGUAUAUUUUUUAAUCUCAUGAUUCAACAGGGGGUUGGAAAAGCUAUAGUGUUUGUGUGAGUGAGAGUGUGUGUUUCGCCUAGGGGUUUGGAAAAGUUAGUGUUUAGGCUAUUGUGUACAUGUGGUUGGUGUGAAUGUUUGAAGUUGUGUAGUGGAUGUGUGUGCACGCAUGCUUGGUGGGAAUCAUAAGUUGUGCGUGUUAGUGUGCUUUUCUCCCCCGUCUGUGUUUUCGUUGCCCCUACGUUGUGAGAUGAACACGCCAGCUGCUUGCUGUUGAGACGAAGAGCUGGAGCCCCAGACGAAGAGCUGGAGCCCCAGACGAAGAGCUGGAGCCUGUAAAGAUAUGCAUGCAUUUAUUUUAACGAGUGGUGGUAUGAGUGAUGAGUGUGUGUUGAUUAACACUCUGAACAUUGCCCAAUUCCAAACAGACCCAUAGUCCUAACUCCUAGGCACUUGUGUAGAUCUGAAAGGCUUGGAUAGGUGUCAGCAAUAUGGUGCAAAUUCUUCCUGCCCUAUCAGAGGGCAAGGUGGCGCUAUUAAGAUUUUAGUAAUACCUAUUCAAUCAUUUCAGAUACAAUUGGUAAGUGCUUAGUGUUAGGGGCCGAUUUGAGUUUGGGCACUUGUGUUGACCCUUUUUGCAGAUCAAAGCUAAUUUUUCCAAAAUGCACUGCCAGCCAUUGGAACAUUGCUUUUAAGCCCUUGAGAAGGAUAAAUCAUUAUUGAUAAAGGAGGAGUUUAGGUGUGGGCUGGGAAACUAUUUCCCUAUUGCAGUUUGUUCAUUCAAAUUCCUCAUAACUUGUAGACUAUUUUUCCAAGUACCACUCUUUCUUUCAAUCAAUCAUCAUCUUAGUUGUUUAUGAAUGAACAACAUGCAGUGCACUAGAGUCCUGUUUCAGUAUGGCAAAGUGUCAGGCUGGAGUAAUAGUGUUAUUAAAUAUGCUGGAUUCCUGUUGGCUUCA